AUGCUUGACGAGAACCUCCCAACCUUCUAUCUCAGACCAAAUAGCCAACAAAAACACCUGUGGACUAUUUAUAUCUGCCAGCACGGCGACGACCCCGAGCCCGCCUACACCCUGCGUUACCCUGAUCCCGCCUCCCCCUCCUCCAAGAACCGCUAUGCCGUCGCGCUCUGUGAUCCUUUCGUACCCGAUGUCGUCUACGGCGAGGUCUUGAUCAUCCCGGAAUGGACACAACCCAGUCUAUCCGCCGAGGCGAUCCGCCUGAACGGCGGGGUCACACCUCCGCCAGAAGCCAUUCUCCCCUCGCAGUUCAUCGUCCAGCUGUACAACCCGGACCAGCAGGUGACGAUCCGCUACAAGCACAAGACGUGGAAUACACCGGCAACAUGGGAAUUCGAGAUGCCGCAGCAUACCUUCCGACAACCAUCGGCCUCGACGCUCGACCGCACGCAGACUGACCCGGCCCUGGCUGACACGACCCCGAAACUCCGGUUCAGCUGGCGCAAGGAUAGCAAGUUGUCCAAGGACCUUACGUGUCUGCUCCUUGGAAAGACGUCGACACUGCCCGAGGGGAGGACGAAGAGCAAGGAGCCGGAUAUCACGGUGUCGAUCUUCAAGGCUCUACGGGAGUUGACGCUGUACGAGCCGAACAUGUACCGGGUUGAGAUGGAGGAUUUCAAGGGGCUGGAGAUUGUACUCUUGCUGGGAGCGGUGACCAUUCGUGAUGUCUACUUCACCCCGAUGAAGGACGCGUUUCGAAUCGUACGGGAUGAGGUGGGAAGGAAGCCUGUGGCUGAUCCGACAGGCAGUCCUGUCAAUGUUAGUGCUAGCCCAACGGUACAGAGUGGUGCGGCCCUGCAGAAUCAGAAGCCUGCGGCGGUCGCCCCGAAUGCAAAGGCCAACGACAAGCAGCCUGCAUCCUCGCGCCCAGCAGAGACUCAAGUCACGAAGCCAAGCCCAACGCCAGCGCCCGCCCAAGCCCCAGCUCCAACGCAGCAGCAGAAGACGAAGAAGCAAGAACUGUCGCGCAAGGAGGAGGAAAAACGGACCAAGAAAAGACUGGAAGAAGAGGAGAAGGCUCGUCGCAAGCGCCAGGCCGAGAUUGACAAGGAGACCCGCCGACUGCAGAAGAUCUACGGGCGCGAGGAGCAGCAGGUGCGCGCCAGCAGCGUGAACCUUGCGCGUCCUCCUGCGCAGCCGCCGCGUCCUCCAGCACCUCCUCGGCAGCAGCAACCGCAUCCCCCUCCGCGGCCGAAUGCGCGAUACUACUACCAUCAGCAGGCACCGUCCAUGUUGCAUCUGACGCCGGGCCCGGUUGCGACUCCGCCUCGACCGCACUCGACGGUGCAUUCCCUGCAGCCGCCGCAGCCCCAGGACCAGGGUCAGCAGCCGCCGAAAAAGAGUAGUUUCUUUGGGUUCCGACGGUCGUCGGACGAUUCGAAGGUGCAUAAAAAGCGCAGCUCGAUGUUUUGA
Aspergillus fumigatus Af293 is the source of this 1470-nucleotide messenger RNA. RefSeq lists its product as uncharacterized. The record is from RefSeq and is a predicted model, not a curated record. NCBI's taxonomy places the organism in Eukaryota, Fungi, Ascomycota, Eurotiomycetes, Eurotiales, Aspergillaceae.